This is a messenger RNA of Pichia kudriavzevii, 3957 nucleotides long. RefSeq lists its product as uncharacterized. Gene Ontology annotation, molecular function: protein binding; tRNA binding. Bases 1 to 3957 code for a protein of 1318 amino acids. The transcript has a single exon. Gene Ontology annotation, biological process: tRNA wobble base 5-methoxycarbonylmethyl-2-thiouridinylation. Gene Ontology annotation, cellular component: elongator holoenzyme complex; cytosol. Lineage: Eukaryota; Fungi; Ascomycota; Pichiomycetes; Pichiales; Pichiaceae. The record is from RefSeq and is a predicted model, not a curated record.
AUGAAGAACGUCACAGUUCUGAACAGGUCUCGAAUCCAUGCGGAUUCAUAUACGGUGCCUGACUUACCGCUAGAAGAUGCACGUUUCGAUCUUAUUUCAGACUCACUAACAAUCGUCUUGAAGUCUCAAAACUCACUUGAGAUACAACAGUUUCAGAAGAAUGGUGAUAGAAAAAUCCUUGCGUGUAUACCAAUAAACGAAUCUGAUAAACUGCUAAACUUCAUUCACUUUGAGGAUUCAAACUCUAUUGUCUGCGUUUUCGCAAAUGGUGAUUUGAUGAUUGCUAACUAUGAUUCCAUUUCUAAUGAUUACGAACAAACUUUUAUUGAAAUCGUCGGUACCAUAGAUUGCGGUAUCAAAUCUGCUAAAUGGUCCCAUGAUGAAGAGAUUCUAACAUUAGUUACAAACGAGCAUAAUUUGCUACUGUUCUCAAGAAAUUUAGAUUUGGUCUUGGAGAAGAAAAUCGACGCCAAUGAUUUGAAUAUUCAGAACCAGGUUUCUUUGGGCUGGGGUAAGGAGGAAACCCAGUUCAAAGGACGUGGUGCAAAACAAAUUGAAAGACAAAGAAACUUAUUGCGUAAUGCCGGUUUAAAUAUUGAUUCGGAUAAUGCGAUCCUAUGCGAUCCUACCAUCAAAGAAAUUCAAUCUGGUAAAAUAUCAAGCUUUGAUAUAAAUGAUUAUGAAAUAUCUUGGAGGGGCGAUUGCCAAUAUUUUGCUAUAACAUGCAUUGAAAUUGUAAAUGGUAAAGAAAGGAGAGUUAUUAGAGUCUAUUCAAGAGAGGGUGAAUUGAUUUCUUGCUCUGAACCAAUUGAUGGCCAAGAACAUACGUUAUCUUGGAAACCUCAAGGGUCAUUGAUUGCCUCUACGCAAAGAAGGUUUGAACCUGAAAUUAAUGGUCAUGUAUUAGAUGUCAUUUUCUUUGAAAAGAAUGGCUUAAGACACGGCGAAUUUGAUUCAAGGUUAAACGCAAAAAAUGACAAUAUUUUCAAGAUUGGUUGGUCUUCCAAUUCAGAGAUUUUAUUAUUACAACUAUACAAUAGUGUUCAAUUAUGGUAUAUGAAAAACUACCAUUGGUACUGUAAACAAGAGAUUAAAACUUACAGUAAUGAUCCGAUCAAAUUCACUAAAUUUCACCCUGAGAAACCUUUCAAAUUAAUGAUUGGUACCAAGGAAACUCUUGAAAUUAUAGAUUUAUCAUAUGCUCUAACUCAUGGUAAUACAAUUCAGCCUUAUGAUCAAGGCUUAAAUAUGGUUGUUGAUGGUAAGACUUGUUUACUUACCCCGUUUGCAAAGGCCAAUGUUCCACCACCAAUGUCAUUUAGGGAGCUGGAUAUUGAUGAGAAUAUUAAUUGUAUUGCUUCAUCAAUGGACAAUAUGUAUAUUGCUUUAUUGUCCAAUAAACAUGUCCAUGUUUUCAAAGGUGAUGAGGAUAAUUGGAAUUACGAACUUAUUAGUAGCUUCCCCAUUGAGGAUGGGUUAUAUCCAAGACAAGUCCAAAUUGUUGGCAAGGAGAACAAGAUUUAUAUUCUAAUGGACGAUUUACUGAACAACCUAUCUAGAAUACUUGUUUUAGAAAUCAUUGAUGAGCAAGUAGAAUUCCAGGAUAUUAUUGAAACCCCGAAUAAUCUAAAGGUUAUUAAGCUAUCAUCCAACUCGAGUUUUGAUUACGCUGCUUUUGAAACCAUUGAUUCAUCCAUUUACAUUGUCAAUACGGAUAACAGUGUUGAGAAGUUAAGUCAAUUUCCUCAACUUGUAAAUGAUUUCCAAGUAGUUGAAGUUCCAAGCGAGUUGAACACUCCUGAGUCGCCAGAUUUCAUUAAGUUACCAAUUGGAUUGAUGAAUACUGGUAAACUAUACAUUGACUCAAAAUUAAUUUCACAAGGUGUUACAUCAAUGUUAAUUACCGACGGGUUCCUCUUAUAUACAACAGCACAACAUCAAUUAAAGUUUUUCCAUUUACACAAUCCCAAUAUUUUAGACGAUAACGAGAUUAAGGAAGAAUUUUUUGAACAUGACGAAAGAAUCAGAAAUAUCGAAAGAGGCUCAACUUUAGUCAACUCGAUUCCUUCUAAGUCCAGUGUUAUCUUACAAGCUCCGAGGGGUAAUUUGGAGACUAUCUAUCCAAGAAUCAUGGUUUUAAAUGAUGUCAGAAGAGCAAUCAAAAAUGUUAAUUAUAAGAGCGCAUUUAUGACUUGUAGAGUUCACAGAAUUGCUCUUGAUAUACUACAUGAUUAUGAUCCUCAGUUGUUCUUCAGCAAUAUUGAGAAUUUCAUCCACCAAUUAGAUAAAGUUGAAUAUCUCGAUUUGUUCUUAUCAUGCCUAUUGGAAGAAGACGUUUGCCAAACUAAAUAUAAGGAAUCGAAACUUACUAAUGAUGAUGUUAGCAAUGCUGGUAUCGUUGAUGCUAUAAAAGAUUUGAAAAUAUCCAAGAAGGAACAAGGUACUUUGAAGGUUAGAAAUAUUUGCGAUGCUAUUUUGAAUGUUUUGAUUAAUAAAAGUUCAUUAAAGGAGAAAUAUUUACAAUCUAUAAUUACUGCGUAUGCCUCACAGAAACCCCCACGGACGGAAGAGGCUUUGCAGCUCAUCUCAACAUUCACCAAUGAUCAAGAAAUUGAAAAAUCUGUUCAACAUUUAUGCUUCUUGUUAGAUGUAAAUAAGUUAUAUCUACAGGCUCUCGGUAUCUAUAAUAUUCCAUUGGCCCUCAUAGUUGCACAGCAAUCUCAGAAGGAUCCAAAAGAAUAUCUACCUUUCCUACAGAGCUUAUUUGAAGAAACUGAGUUACGUAGGCGUUUUAUGGUUGAUAAUUAUUUGAAAAAAUAUGAAAAAGCAUUAGAUUCAUUGGUCAAGAUUCCAAGAGAGGAAAACAAAGAUAUCAAAGAUGAGAUUAUUGAUUUUAUUAUCGAUCAUGAUUUAUACAAGCAUGCUCUAACAUUGUAUGAAAAUGAUAGUGAAAAUUUCAAUGUAGUUCUAGGUUACUUUGCUGAUUAUCUGAACAGCAAACAAAAUUAUACACAGGCUGCUAUAAUCUAUGAAAAAUUGUUGGACUAUCCGAAAGCAUUGGAGAAUUACAUUUCAGCUAAGCGUUGGAGAGAGGCGAUUUCGAUCACUCUAAAGCCUGAAUUUAAUUAUAAACAUGAAGAAGCUUGCUCAACUCUUGUUGAUUCAUUAACACUUAUUCAUGACUAUAAAUCAGCUGCUUAUAUUAGCCACAAAUAUUUGGGUGACUUGAAACGAGCGUUAGAAUUGUAUGGUAAAGAAUAUGAAUACUCUACAGCUAUACAGUUGUGCUUAGAAGAGGGUAAACCUGAGUUAAUUUCUGAAAUUGUUGACCCCUCAAUCAAUGAAGGUUUUGGUACAAUUGUGGAGCUAUUAGCAGAUUGUAAAGGUCAGUUGGAGUCUCAGCUAAAGAGGUUACGUGAAUUGCGUGAGAAAAAACAAUCUGAUCCAUUUGCUUUCUAUGGUGAAAUGGGUGAAAACGAAAACACCCCAGACAAUGUUUCCAUUGCACCUUCCGAAACUUCCACCAAAGAAUCCUUUUUCACAAGGUAUACAGGUAAAACAGCGGGUACCGCUAAAACAGGUGCAUCCCGUCGAACUGCUAAAAAUAAGAGAAGAGAAGAGCGUAAACGUGCUCGUGGUAAGAAAGGAACCAUUUAUGAGGAGGAGUAUUUGAUUUCCUCAGUUGGAAGAUUGAUUGAUAGAUUGGAAAUCACCAAGCCUGAUACGAUCAAGCUGUUAGAGGCAAUGAUAAGGAGGGAAAUGAUUCAACAAGCACAUAUUGUCCAGAGUAAUUAUGUUGCGUUGUUGAAUCAAUUAAAGGAGAAUGUUGUGGAAAUUUACACUGUUGAUAAGCGUGACAGAGAAAGAAUUGAUGAAAAUGGCAUGGUAUACUACGUUGAUGAAAUUCCAAUCCCUACAAUCAAAGACUUCCCUGUUCUUGAUAUUCUUGACUACUGA